This is a messenger RNA of Cercocebus atys (sooty mangabey), 3789 nucleotides long. RefSeq names its product matrilin 2 (gene MATN2). Bases 472 to 3285 code for a protein of 937 amino acids. NCBI's taxonomy places the organism in Eukaryota, Metazoa, Chordata, Mammalia, Primates, Cercopithecidae. The transcript has 19 exons. Gene Ontology annotation, molecular function: calcium ion binding. The record is from RefSeq and is a predicted model, not a curated record.
GAUGCCCGCCUGGGCUCAGGCACGGACAGAGAGGAGCCAGGUGGCAGCAAGCAGGGCGCGCCGCCAGAGUGCCCAGCUCCCGGGGCUGCCCGCAGGGUAGGGCCGCCCUCGCCGCCGCUCCCUCUCCGCGCCUUCCCCAUCCCCAAAGAGGACACCCCUCCUUCCGCCCGGCCCGCUCCCCACCCUCGCCGCGGCACCGCCUCCCCAGCCGCCCGCCCUUGCCCAGCGCCUCCCAGGCAGCCAGCGAGCGAGGGGAGCGCUCUGGGAUGGGACUUGGAGCAGGCGGCGGCGGCGGCGGAGAUAGAGGCAGAGGCUGGGGCUCCGUCCUCGCCUCCCACGAGCGAUUCCCGAGGAGAGCAGCGGCCCUCGGCGAGGCUAAGAGGCCGACGAGAAAGACCCGGGUGACUGCGCUCCUGCCUCGCUUCCCAGGCGCCGGCGGCUGCAGCCUUGCCCCUCUUGCUCGUCUUGAAAAUGGAAAAGAUGCUCGCAGGCUGCUUCCUGCUGUUCCUCGGACAGAUCCUCCUCCUCCCCGCCGAGGCCAGGGAGCGGUCACGUGGGAGGUCCAUCUCUAGAGGCAGACACGCUCGGACCCACCCGCAGACGGCCCUUCUGGAGAGCUCCUGUGAGAACAAGCGGGCAGACCUGGUUUUCAUCAUUGACAGCUCCCGCAGUGUCAACACCCAUGACUAUGCAAAGGUCAAGGAGUUCCUCAUGGACAUCUUGCAAUUCUUGGACAUUGGUCCUGACGUCACCCGAGUGGGCCUGCUCCAAUAUGGCAGCACUGUCAAGAAUGAGUUCUCCCUCAAGACCUUCAAGAGGAAGUCCGAGGUGGAGCGUGCUGUCAAGAGGAUGCGGCAUCUGUCCACGGGCACCAUGACGGGGCUGGCCAUCCAGUAUGCCCUGAACAUCGCAUUCUCAGAAGCAGAGGGGGCCCGGCCCCUGAGGGAGAAUGUGCCACGGGUCAUAAUGAUUGUGACGGAUGGGAGACCUCAGGACUCCGUGGCCGAGGUGGCUGCUAAGGCACGGGACACGGGCAUCCUAAUCUUUGCCAUUGGUGUGGGCCAGGUAGACUUCAACACCUUGAAGGCCAUUGGGAGUGAGCCCCAUGAGGACCAUGUCUUCCUGGUGGCCAAUUUCAGCCAGAUUGAGACGCUGACCUCCGUGUUCCAGAGGAAGUUGUGCACGGCCCACAUGUGCAGCACCCUGGAGCAUAACUGUGCCCACUUCUGUAUCAACAUCCCUGGCUCAUACGUCUGCAGGUGCAAACAAGGCUACAUUCUCAACUCAGAUCAGACGACUUGCAGAAUCCAGGAUCUGUGUGCCAUGGAGGACCACAACUGUGGGCAGCUCUGUGUGAAUGUGCCGGGCUCCUUCGUCUGCCAGUGCUACAGUGGCUACGCCCUGGCUGAGGACGGAAAGAGCUGUGUGGCUGUGGACUACUGUGCUUCAGAAAACCACGGAUGUGAACAUGAAUGUGUAAAUGCUGAUGGCUCCUACCUUUGCCAGUGCCAUGAAGGAUUUGCCCUUAACCCAGAUAAAAAAACGUGCACAAAGAUAGACUACUGUGCCUCAUCUAAUCACGGAUGUCAGCAUGAGUGUGUUAACACAGAUGAUUCCUAUUCCUGCCGCUGCCUGAAAGGCUUUACCCUGAAUCCAGAUAAGAAAACCUGCAGAAGGAUCAACUACUGUGCACUGAACAAACCAGGCUGUGAGCACGAGUGCGUCAACACGGAGGAGAGCUACUACUGCCGCUGCCGCCGUGGCUACACUCUGGACCCCAACGGCAAAACCUGCAGCCGAGUGGACCACUGUGCACAGCAGGACCAUGGCUGUGAGCAGCUGUGUCUGAACACGGAGGAGUCCUUCGUCUGCCAGUGCUCAGAAGGCUUCCUCAUCAACGAGGACCUCAAGACCUGCUCCCGGGUGGAUUAUUGCCUGCUGAGUGACCAUGGUUGUGAAUACUCCUGCGUCAACGUGGACAGAUCCUUUUUCUGUCAGUGUCCUGAGGGACACGUGCUCCGCAGCGAUGGGAAGACGUGUGCAAAACUGGACUCUUGUGCUCUGGGGGACCAUGGUUGUGAACACUCGUGUGUAAGCAGUGAAGAUUCGUAUGUAUGCCAGUGCUUUGAAGGUUAUAUACUCCGUGAAGAUGGGAAAACCUGCAGAAGGAAAGAUGUCUGCCAAGCAGUAGACCAUGGCUGUGAACACAUUUGUGUGAACAGUGACGACUCAUACACAUGCAAGUGCUUGGAGGGAUUCCGGCUCGCCGAGGAUGGGAAACGCUGCCAAAGGAAGGAUGUCUGCAAAUCAACCCACCAUGGCUGCGAACACAUUUGUGUUAAUAAUGGGAUUUCCUACAGCUGCAAAUGCUCAGAGGGAUUUGUUCUAGCUGAGGACGGAAGACGGUGCAAGAAAUGCACUGAAGGCCCAAUUGACCUGGUCUUUGUGAUCGAUGGAUCCAAGAGUCUUGGAGAAGAGAAUUUUGAGGUCGUGAAGCAGUUUGUCACUGGAAUUAUAGAUUCCUUGACGAUUUCCCCCAAAGCCGCUCGAGUGGGGCUGCUCCAGUAUUCCACGCAGGUCCGCACAGAGUUUACCCUGAGAAACUUCAACUCAGCCAAAGACAUGAAAAAAGCCGUGGCCCACAUGAAAUACAUGGGAAAGGGCUCUAUGACUGGGCUGGCCCUGAAACACAUGUUUGAGAGAAGUUUUACCCAAGGAGAAGGGGCCAGGCCCCUUUCCACAAGGGUGCCCAGAGCAGCCAUCGUGUUCACCGACGGACGGGCUCAGGAUGACGUCUCCGAGUGGGCCAGUAAAGCCAAGGCCAAUGGUAUCACUAUGUAUGCUGUUGGGGUAGGAAAAGCCAUUGAGGAGGAACUACAAGAGAUUGCCUCUGAGCCAACAGACAAGCAUCUCUUCUAUGCUGAAGACUUCAGCACAAUGGAUGAGAUAAGUGAAAAACUCAAGAAAGGCAUCUGUGAAGCUCUAGAAGACUCCGAUGGAAGACAGGACUCUCCAGCAGGGGAACUGCCAAAAAGGGUCCAACAGCCAACAGUGCAACACAGAUACCUGUUUGAAGAAGACAAUCUUUUACGGUCUACACAAAAGCUUUCUCAUUCAACAAAACCUUCAGGAAGCCCGUUGGAAGAAAAACACCAUCAAUGCAAAUGCGAAAACCUUAUAAUGUUCCAGAACCUUGCAAACGAAGAAGUAAGAAAAUUAACACAGCGCUUAGAAGAAAUGACACAGAGAAUGGAAGCCCUGGAAAAUCGCCUGAGAUACAGAUGAAGAUUAGAAAUCGCGACACGUUUGUAGUCAUUGUAUCAAGGAUUACAAUGAAAGCAGUGCAGAGCCCCAAAGCGCAGGCUAUUGUUAAAUCAAUAAUGUUGUGAAGUAAAACAAUCAGUACUGAGAAAGCUGGUUUGCCAUAGAACAAAGACAAGAAGUAGACAUUAACUUGCAUAAAUUUAUCUAGGAAAAAAAUCCUUCAGAAUUCUAAGAUGAAUUUACCAGGUGAGAAUGAUAAGCUAUGCAAGGCAUUUUGUAAUAUACUGUGGACACAACUUGCUUCUGCCUCGUCCUGCCUUAGUGUUGCAAUCUCAUUUGACUAUACGAUAAAGUUUGCACAGUCUUACUUCUGUAGAACACUGGCCAUAGGAAAUGCUGUUUUUUUGUAUUGGACUUUACCUUGAUAUAUGUAUAUGGAUGUAUGCAUAAAAUCAUACGACAUGUACUUGUGAACAAGUUGGAUUUUUUAUACAAUAUUAAAGUUUACCACUUCAGAGAAUGGUA